Punica granatum (pomegranate) is the source of this 786-nucleotide messenger RNA. Lineage: Eukaryota; Viridiplantae; Streptophyta; Magnoliopsida; Myrtales; Lythraceae. The record is from RefSeq and is a predicted model, not a curated record.
CAUCGCAGAUGGGUAGUCUAGGGUUUAACGGUAGCAGCAAGCGGGAGGAAGCAUCAUCGUCGGGUGAAAAUGCCGGCGGGGCAUGGGCUGAGGUCGCGGACGAGGGACCUGUUCUCACGGCCGUUCAGGAAGAAGGGGUACAUCCCGCUGACGACGUACCUGAGGACCUACAAGAUUGGGGACUACGUCGACAUCAAGGUUAAUGGCGCCGUCCACAAGGGCAUGCCACACAAGUUCUACCACGGCCGCACCGGCCGCGUCUGGAACGUCACCAAGCGCGCCAUCGGCGUCGAGGUCAACAAGCAGGUGGGUAACAGAAUAAUCAGGAAGAGGAUCCAUGUACGAAUUGAGCAUGUCCAACCUUCACGGUGCAAUGAGGACUUCCGCCUGAGGAAGAUCAAGAACGACCAGCUCAAAGCCGAGGCCAAGGCGAGAGGUGAGAAGAUCAGCACAAAGCGGCAGCCUGAGGGGCCCAAGCUUGGAUUUAUGGUGGAGGGUGCUACCAUAGAGACUGUUACUCCAAUUCCUUAUGAUGUAGUCAACGAUCUCAAGGGUGGUUAUUAGGUCCAGUCUCUGCCAGUUUUGGUCCCAUUAUUUUUACUUGUACCCUCUGAAUGCAUUUUAAGAUGGGUUAGCGUGAUGUCUGUUGUGACAUUCUCGUUGACCCCCGGCUCUUCGAUAUUCCGACACAAUGGACAUGUAUGUAUUUAAAGACAAGGAAUUCAUCUCGAGUUAGUUCAAAUGCUUCUUUUGAUAUAUUACAAUGGUGGGAAUUGUUAUUCUCUU